Molecule: messenger RNA, 648 nt
Organism: Phragmites australis (common reed)
Lineage: Eukaryota; Viridiplantae; Streptophyta; Magnoliopsida; Poales; Poaceae
Product: cysteine-rich receptor-like protein kinase 41
Exons: 5
Coding region: 1-648 (215 amino acids)
Biological process (GO): protein phosphorylation
Molecular function (GO): protein kinase activity; ATP binding
Source: RefSeq, a predicted model, not a curated record
AUGGAGCAAAGUAAUAUAACGUACCAAUUCUUAAAAGAAAUUACGGAUGGCUUUUCCAAGGAGCGAAAACUUGGUGAAGGCGCAUAUGGAAAGGUUUACAGGGUAAGAUUAAGGCAUACAUUACUUGAAGAGAUUGCUACCAAGGUGCUUCAUUUCAGGCUAGGACAAGAUGACGAGCAAUUUCGGAAUGAGUUUGAUAACCUUAUGUGGCUCAAACAUGACAACAUUGUCCGGUUGGUUGGCUACUGCUAUGAAACGCAACAUAGACAUAUGCAGUACGAAGGAAGAACUGUUUUUGCUGAAGAGACAUACAGAGCGCUCUGCUUCGAGUAUAUGCACAACGGGAGCCUUCAAAAUCACCUUUCCGAGGAAUGUGCUGGACUUGAUUGGUACACACGUUACAAAAUCAUUAAGGGCAUUUGUGAAGAUUUCGGUUUGUCCAAGCUCUUCAGCGGAGAAGAAACCAGGAUCGCACAAAGUCCUAUUGGAACAUUUGGAUACUUGCCAUUGGAAUACUUACUGGGAAAUAUAGUCUCAAAGAAGUUAGACAUAUAUAGUAUGGGUGUUGUAAUGAUAAAAAUAAUUGCAGACACGCACGGAGCAUGGUGGCAAGACACCAGGUUGGAGUCUGAGCCGACGGAGGUUUGA